AUGUUUGCUCGCACGAUCGCACGUCAGGCCGGCCCGUCCUUCCGUAUGGGUGGUGUUCGCGCCAACUCGACGCUUCCCAUCCCACCCAAGAUUGCGACGCCCAAGUCGGCCUCGGGCCCCGCCGGCUCCGCUCGCAUGGACAGCGUCGUCGAGUUCUACAAGUCGCUGCCUAAGGGUGCUGCCCCCCAGAAACGCGGCGGCGGCAUCAAGGCCCGUUACUUCGACGGCAAAAACGCCUCCGGCAAACCCAUCGUCGCUACCCUCUUCACCCUGUUCUUGAUCGGGUACAGCAUCGACUACGCUACCCACUUGCGUCACCACAAGAACAACCACCACUAG
Messenger RNA from Kalmanozyma brasiliensis GHG001, 339 nucleotides. RefSeq lists its product as uncharacterized. The transcript has 2 exons. Bases 1 to 339 code for a protein of 112 amino acids. NCBI's taxonomy places the organism in Eukaryota, Fungi, Basidiomycota, Ustilaginomycetes, Ustilaginales. Gene Ontology annotation, biological process: proton motive force-driven ATP synthesis. The record is from RefSeq and is a predicted model, not a curated record.